Pectinophora gossypiella (pink bollworm) is the source of this 1248-nucleotide messenger RNA. Its product is annotated as protein starmaker-like. Lineage: Eukaryota; Metazoa; Arthropoda; Insecta; Lepidoptera; Gelechiidae. The transcript is spliced from 2 exons. The record is from RefSeq and is a predicted model, not a curated record. The coding region runs from base 1 to 1248 and encodes 415 amino acids.
AUGAGGAGUUCUGGUGUCCUGUCUAUAAAGAUCAUCAUGUACACUGUAUCACGUAUAAUAUCACUCUCAACUAUAAUACAUGGAGCGCCUUACAAAGAUAGUAGGGACAAGAAACCGGAUAUAGAGGACUUUAUUGACCGACUACUGACUUCCGACAAGUUCGAAAAGCUCGCCGACAAAAUUGCUGAGAAGGCAGCUGACAAAAUAAUCACCUUACAGCAAGCCUCAGUUCAUGAUGAUAAAAAAGACGAAACUAGACCUAGAGUGGAUUCUAAAGAACUUAAGCGCGAUGAAAGUGACUCUAAACACCCAAAAGAAAAUAAUAAAAAGGAAAGCAAGGAUAAAAAAGGAAAAGCAAAGAUAGACACAGUAGCAGCCAUACAGAAGUUUGCGUCAUUUCCCGUUGAAGAGCUGAGUUUGAAUUACAAGCAUUUCACUACCAAAGAUUCUGACCGUGGUAUGCCGAAAUAUACUUCUGUCAUGAAGAAAUAUAAAAAUAAUGGUGACGAUGAUGAUUAUGAAGACCGAUCGAAGAAGAAACGAGAUGAGAAAAAGAAGAAAAAUAAGAAAAAUGAUGACAUGUACAAGAGAGUCCACCAAGGUAAGCCCGAUGAUAGUUCAGACAGCAGUAUUGAGAAGAAGGAAUCUGAUCUCAGCAUUGACACAUUGAUGUCUAAAGACGAGGAGGAGGAAGAGUUGAAGGCCAUGGACGGUAAGAAAGAAAUUGAAGAGAAUGAUACUUUUGAAAUUGAUGAUAAAGGAAAAAAGAAAGGAAAACCUGAGAAAGAUGACGACGACAGCAGUAAUGAAGAUGAUGUUACCACAGUUGCCGCGACAAAAGCAACUAAGAGUUCAAAAAAAACGAGUAAAAGCUCUGAACCGGGUAAAGUGAAUAGAAGUCGCGAUACGCUAAAGAAGGGAACUAGUUCUGAAGUAUCUAGCUCUAAUGAAAAUAUAUCUACGAGUACUGCGACAAACAAACCUGCGGUUCAAAGAGCGGAGAAAUCUUCGGACUCUGAAAGUGACGAUAAUAAAGUAGCAAUAGCUGACACUGAGAAGCAAGACGCUAAAGAGAGCGACUUAAGACAUGCCGUGCGCGAAGAAGACGGAAAGUUAUACGCCUUCGCUCAAUCACCAGACUAUGAUGAGUACCACGAACAGAUUUCACGGAUGUUAAAACACGUGCAAAAUAAAAAUGAAAAGGACGUUCGUUUCGAUACUAAUAAAAAAGAGCACAUUCAUUUCUAA